UUCUGUUUUUUCGGAGGAAAACAAAAGCCAGUUAACAUCGGGAAUACGCAAAAUUAGCAUUGGAAAUUAGUGCCGUUACAUGAAUUGUGACUGUACACCAGAGCAACACAGCGAUAUCUAACGUGGAGAAUUUGAGGGUCCAUCAGCACUCCUAAUGAUACAUCAGCAUUAAGGCUACAUCCAUACUUCCUAAGGAUGGCUAGUUGUGGGGAGGUAGACCACUCUGUUAGCUCGCUUCCCACCAGUAAGAAGGGCGGCAACAGUGGUGGUGGAAGUGGGAACAGUGCAGAAUCAUCAUGUUCCAGCUCCAGCAACUCAUCCCCAGCCCUGUCUGUACCGGAGUGUGCCAUCUGUCUGCAGAGCUGCGUCCACCCAGUCCAACUGCCAUGCCAUCACGUCUUCUGUUUCCUGUGUGUGAAGGGAGCAUCCUGGCAGAGCAAACGCUGUGCGCUCUGUAGACAGGAAGUACCGGAUGACUUCCUGGAAAGGCCAACCCUUCUCUCUCCGGAGGAGCUGAAAGCAUCGGCAGGAGGUCGGGGUGGGGCAGCAAGUGAUCACGCCUGGUACUACGAGGGCCGUAACGGUUGGUGGCAGUAUGAUGAGCGAACCAGCCGCGAGCUGGAGGACGCUUUCUCCAAGGGCAAGAAGACAGCUGAAAUGCUGAUUGCUGGGUUUUUGUAUGUAGCCGACUUGGAGAACAUGGUUCAGUACAGGCGCAACGAGCACGGUCGUAGACGCAAGAUGAAGAGGGACGUUUUGGAUAUCCCCAAGAAGGGAGUGGCGGGACUGCGUUUGGACACUGAGGGUGGCACUGGGGCAAUAGGAGCAGCAGGUCGAGAAAACUCAGCUGAUGGGGCUGAUACCACAGUAGCAGGUGUACAACAGCAGGUUACAGGUAUCUCCUCUACUGUUACAGCCCCUUCAGCAACUACCAGACCACCCACUUCCCUGGGCGGUCAGCCGGGCAGCAGCAACAGCAGUCCCUCUCUGGAGGAUGCUCUUGCGCAGCUGCAAAUCAGCCCCAGGCCCACUCCCUCCCAUGACCGGUCUGAGGCUGGCGAGGGAGAAGAAGAAGACGAGGAGGAGGAGGCUUCACCCUCCAGGUCCUCUGACCCUCAUACCUCUGUGGACGAGUCUGGCUCUGGAGACUGGAGCGAUGACGAGGAGGAGGAGGAGGAUGAAGAGGAGGGAGGAGACGGAGAGCGUGUGGAGCCUUGGGAGGGUAGGCCACGAAGGCAAAGACUGAACCCAGAGGACAGAGCCCCCCCUGGUGCAGAGUCCACCUCUCCCUCUUCCUCAUCCAGUAGCACUGGAAGGUCCAGAAUGCCUGAUGGCCAGUGUACAGUGACUGAAGUGUAAAGUCGUCAUUGAUACCAUCAUCACCAUCAUUGAUACCAUCAUAAUGAAGCCUUUCCUUCACCAAAUGGCUUUGUUCCAUUACAUUAAUUUAUUCUUUACUUUAUGCUGUCGUUCACUGUGUCACAGAUCGGAUGUGGGUGGUUUGCUUGGUACCAGACAAAUGAAGCAUUACACACUAAAUAACAAAUAUAACCAUGUUUUUCAGUACACAGGUCAGGUUUAGCAGCCUCCUUUUGGCUCACAGUGAUCCAGAUGUAUAUGAGUGAUUUGUUUGUCACCAGUUAGUAGGGCUAAUGUUGGUUUUCAUGUUCUAGUACUGAGUGUUCUGGUACCUAGACAGGAACUAGAGCUGUUUGCCAGCAGUCAGAUGGAUACAGCAUGUUGUUGUGAGCCAUGGGAUCUCAGAUUCAUAAUUGUCUAUCCAGCACAUCAUGUGAGGUAGGUGUAACAGACCUUGAGCGGUUUGGUUGCAGGCUGUCUGUUCUUUAUCAGAAAAAUGGAAGUUAAAAGGUAAAAGUGUUUUGCCAAAUUGCUUCUGCAGAGCCGAGAUAUCCUUUUAGUUUAAAUGUAUGAUCCCAGUACCCAAAAGGACUCUGGGAGUCCGAGUCAGAUCUGUGACAUGAAGUGAGAGAAAGCAUGAAAGGGGAUCCUACUCCCAGCAAUGGAACUGUAAUGUCAUUAUCAUUAUCAUGAACGGAUACAUUCUAAUCAUCUACACGUUAACUCUCUCAGCUAACAUAGCACGCAGGAAUGAGCUUCUUAGAGCUUAGAUCUGUUUACUCUUACAAAGAAUUAAUUCCUUGAUAACUUGUUCCCAGCCUCCACCCUGUGUAGUUUUGUUGCUUCAGAUUUAACAGUGUAUGAAGCCUUUCCUUCAAAAUUCUGAAACAUAACUUUUGUCAUUUUGAAACAGAUUGUUUGAUUUAAGAAAAUCUUCGGGAUGUUUAUCCCCAUGCAGAGAAGAAACAGGAGUGUUUAAUUCAUGCUUAAUGUUUUCCAGCAUAUUAAUGUAACUCGAGAGCGUACAGGAUUAUUUGGCUGCCUAACCAGGGUUGUCUUCGAUUUCAUUUCAGUUCAUUCUGAAGAGAUUAAGAAGCCUGAUUUUAAAUGAAUGUGCAUAAAUAAAUUACAUAUCAAAUUCUCUAUUAAAGACUUUUCUCAGCUUGAAAUAAUUGGAAUUUUAAUGUGAAUUAUCAGUGUUUUCAUUUUUAAAGCCGUUGAGGUGUCUGAUGCCUCAUCAGUAUUGUCCCUGAUCAAAGUAUUCUCAAUUGGUGUGUCGCUAAAAUGUUGUGAUUUGUGCAUGUUCGAAGAGAGAGUUAUUUCAACACUACUGGUCAGCAGGAUGUUGAGAAUUGAUAUUUUGGGGUUUAGUUUCAGUAAAUGUUUUUAUUUUGUGUUUGUUUUGCGUUUCUUAUGGUUGUAAAUCCUAUCUUACAUGUGAUGUCCAAGGCAGUAAGAGAACAAGAACAUGCCAUCGCUAGUGGCCACCCUGCAGAAAUUUCAAGUUCUUCUUUUUCUAUUUCUUACGUGCUUAUAUCAUCAGCUCACUAUUAGACUCUCCAUUCUGAAGAAUACAGUUUGUGUAACAGUUUUUGCUUGGCAACUUUUUUUUUUUUUUGUUUUGUUACGUUGUUUGUAAUUUAAGAAUAAAUUGUGUCAUUUCAUCAUCCUACAAGGAUCUGCUUUUUGUCCUGUUGUCUUUAAAUAUUAGUGUAUUUUUCUUUGGCUUCUCAUGACUGGAUGACUUUUUUCCCCUCAAAAUAUAUCUGUCUUGAGUCAGUGUUAUGUAAGAGGGGCCAUCAAUGGGUCCAUUGUAAGUAAGAUUUUAUCCUAUUUCACCACACACCACCUGUUUUGUUCUUGAAAGAAAAAUAAAACUGCUAAAGAGGGGCAAAAGUAGUGAGUAUCUUUUCUUAUCAUAACCGCUUUCAAAUUAGGUCUUGGAUCAAAGUGAUGAUGCAUGGACCAAAAAUGUCAAUCAUUGUGGUUUAUCUAAUAAAAUCAGAUUUAAAAAAAAAAAAUCAUGUUUACUGAUGCAAAAUAUUGAUGUUGGACCAUAUAUACCAAAUAUUGAUGUUCUGCUCAUCAUAACCAUAAGAGGCCUCUUGAAUCUCUUCUUGGCUCACCUUACAGUUAUUUGGUAUUCUGACCACAGUAGCUAUUAGAGCUCCAGCUGGGUGUCUUGCCAGGAAACAUACGACCCCUGGAAGGCAAACAGGAGAUAAAGGCCUGGUAUCCUUCGCAGAACUGUCCGUUCUAACCAUUUCUGUCAGUUCAUAUUUGUGUUUUUGCAAAGCCUCAUUGACUGUAUGAACCCAUUUUAAAUGUAUGCAGUAACAAAUGAGCUACAAAUCAGUUCUAAAUCUUACAAAUAUUCUGGAUGCAUUUUUCAGCUCAGUAGUGCAGCAUGGAUGAGAGACAGAAAACCAGCCAGAUAAUGCUCUUACCUACAGCUGAUAAUCUCUCUUUAGAACAGAAACAGAGAGAGCAGAUCUUCAAGGCCACAGUAAUACAUCACGAACAUAGAGAAAUCUGGAGGCUCAGCUGAAUUAACCAGAAACACAGUGGU
Scomber japonicus (chub mackerel) is the source of this 3928-nucleotide messenger RNA. RefSeq names its product E3 ubiquitin-protein ligase rnf146-like. Gene Ontology annotation, cellular component: cytoplasm; nucleus. Gene Ontology annotation, molecular function: poly-ADP-D-ribose binding; ubiquitin protein ligase activity; zinc ion binding. Lineage: Eukaryota; Metazoa; Chordata; Actinopteri; Scombriformes; Scombridae. The record is from RefSeq and is a predicted model, not a curated record. The coding region runs from base 196 to 1359 and encodes 387 amino acids. The transcript has 3 exons. Gene Ontology annotation, biological process: ubiquitin-dependent protein catabolic process; Wnt signaling pathway.